Messenger RNA from Manihot esculenta (cassava), 2130 nucleotides. RefSeq names its product pectinesterase. Lineage: Eukaryota; Viridiplantae; Streptophyta; Magnoliopsida; Malpighiales; Euphorbiaceae. Gene Ontology annotation, molecular function: pectinesterase activity; pectinesterase inhibitor activity. Gene Ontology annotation, biological process: cell wall modification. The record is from RefSeq and is a predicted model, not a curated record. Bases 253 to 1935 code for a protein of 560 amino acids. The transcript has 3 exons.
CUAAAGAUAUAAUUUUAUUCCUUCGACCUCAUUUCUUCGGCCAUUCCCGGUCCUGCCCCUUGCUUUCAAAUAAAAACAGGCUCCUGGUCCAGCAAUUGCUUGGCGUGCAAUCUCCAGGUCCAGGCGAGUUUCAACCUCCGGCCUUCAGGCCCAGACGCAACUUUGCUUCAUCCACCACCCCUCAACCACGCUAUUUAACCCUUCACGGCUUCACCUACCUAGUUUGUCCCCUCCAACUUUUUCAAAUCUCUCAUGCUUUCCACAAUGUAUUUUCUCAGUGCAAGAACUAAACUCUUGCUCACUCUCUUGCCCGUUUCUGUCUUCCUCUUAAUUCUACUAACACUACCUCUCAAAAACAGCCCAACCGCAGAAAUCCCACAUUUACAUAUCCACAAACACUUCCAAAUUGCUCAUUCGGCAUGUGAAGGCACACUGUACCCUCAACUUUGUGUCUCUACUCUGCUUGCUCUCCCAGAUCUCACUUCCAAGUCCCUCCCUGAAUUAAUCUCCGGCACCAUAAACCGCACAAUGUAUGAGGUUGGAGUCUCCUACUCCAACUGCAGCGGCAUUAGAAACAAGUUUAGAAAGAUUAAAAAAAUUGAAAAUGUAGCUCUCACUGACUGCCUAGAGCUCUUCAGUGAAACCAUUGAUGAGCUCAAAUUAGCACUCGCUGAUCUCUCAACCAAAGCUUCAGUAUCCAAGCAUUACCAUGAUCUGCAGACUCUGUUGAGCGCUGCAAUGACGAACCAGUACACUUGCCUUGAUGGGUUUGCUUAUACCAGAGGAAACGUGAGGAAAACUAUCAAGACUAGCCUGUAUAACAUUUCCCGUCAUGUGAGCAACUCUCUAGUCAUGCUCAAGAAAAUCUCAGGUGUUAAUGCAUCCAAGUCUGCGGCUUUCCCCGAUCAUGGCAAUAUGAAACGCGGGUUCCCAUCAUGGUUGUCCUCCAAAGAUCGUAAACUCUUGCAGGCUCCGCCGAAUGCAACAAAAUUUGAUUUGAUAGUGGCUAAAGACGGCACCGGAAACUUCACUACUAUUGGCCAAGCGGUGGCCGCAGCACCAAACUCUAGCACGACAAGGUUCGUUAUAUAUAUAAAGGCUGGGGCUUAUUUCGAGAAUGUGGAUGUGGAGAAGAAGAAGAAGAUGCUGAUGUUCAUUGGAGAUGGAAUCGGAAAGACAGUGGUAAAAGCUAAUAGGAGCGUGGUUGAUGGGUGGACUACUUUCCGGUCAGCAACCGUCGCCGUGCUAGGGACCGGGUUCAUAGCCAAGGGCAUUACCUUUGAGAACUCAGCAGGGCCUAGCAAACACCAAGCAGUAGCCUUGAGGAGUGGUUCAGAUCUAUCAGCAUUCUACCAAUGCAGCUUCGUUGGCUACCAAGACACUCUCUACGUCCAUUCCCUUAGACAAUUUUAUCGCGAAUGUGAUAUAUAUGGAACCAUCGACUUCAUUUUUGGCAACGCAGCUGCAGUAUUCCAAAACUGUAACUUAUACGCCCGUAAACCAAACGAUAAUCAGAAAAAUAUAUUCACUGCCCAAGGUAGAGAAGACCCAAACCAGAACACUGGAAUCUCUAUACUAAACUCCAAGGUCACUGCUGCUGCUGAUCUAAUCCCAGUAAAAUCAUCCUUCAAGACAUAUCUCGGGCGUCCCUGGAAGGAGUAUUCGAGGACAGUGUUCCUUAGAUCGUAUAUUGAUGAUGUGGUGGAUCCUGCGGGGUGGCUAGAAUGGAAUGGGUCCUUUGCAUUGGGUACUCUUUAUUAUGGAGAGUAUAUGAACAGAGGCCCUGGAUCACAUACGAGCGCUAGGGUUACAUGGCCUGGCUAUAGAGUCGUCAAUAGCUCAGCUGAGGCUAGCCAGUUUACUGUUGACGCAUUCAUACAGGGAAGUGAAUGGCUGAAUUCUACUGGCGUUCCUUUCUUCUCAGGUUUAAGUUAGAUGCUUUACCAUUUGCCAUUUUUAGUGGAUCGUCUCACGUCCUGAGAAAGUCUGGUCUGUGAGAAAUUUUAUAGUAAUAAAACGAUUCCCCAAUGUAAAAAUCCUUCUUGAAAUGGCUUGGUGACGAAAAAAAAAAAUCUAUAAAUUUUAUAAUAAAUCGGUUUAGAUAAGAGGUUUGCAGUUGGGAAGCCCAAA